This is a messenger RNA of Cercocebus atys (sooty mangabey), 1773 nucleotides long. Its product is annotated as killer cell immunoglobulin-like receptor 3DL3. The record is from RefSeq and is a predicted model, not a curated record. NCBI's taxonomy places the organism in Eukaryota, Metazoa, Chordata, Mammalia, Primates, Cercopithecidae.
AUGUCCUCCACUGGGUUCUCACCCCUGGACUCUGAGCUUCUGGAAGCAGGGUUCUUCUUGCUGCAGAGGGCCUGGCCACAUGAGGGUGGUCAGGACAAGCCCUUGCUGUCGGCCUGGCCCAGCCCUGUGAUGUCUCCAGGCGUGACUCUUUGGUGUCACUCUUAUCUUGGGUUUAACAGAUUCAGUCCGUACAAGGAAGACGGGGUACCUGUCCCUGAGCCCUACAACAGAAUAUUCUGGAACAGCUUCCUCAUGGGCACUUAUCCCACACAUGCAGGGACCUACAGAUGUGGGGGUUCACACCCGCACUCCCCCAAUGGGUGGUCGCCUCCCAGCAACCCCCUGGUGAUCACGGUCACAGGAGUCCACAGAAAACCUUUCCUCCUGGCCCUCCCAGGUCCGCUGGUGAAAUCAGGAGAGACGGUCACCCUGCAGUGCUGGUCAGAUAUCAAGUUUGAGCACUUCCUUCUGCACCGAGUGGGGAAGCUUGAGGAGCCCUUGCAUCUCAUCGGAGAGCUCCAUGACGGGGGCUCCAAGGCCAAUGUCUCCAUCAGUCCAGUGACACCUGCCCUGGCAGGGACCUACCAAUGCUACGGUUCUGUCACUCACUCCCCCUAUGAAUGGUCAGCUCCCAGUGACCCCCUGGACAUCGUGAUCACAGGUCUAUAUAGGAAACCUUCUCUCUCAGCCCAGCCGGGCCCCACAGUUCACGCAGGAGAGAACGUGAUCUUGUCCUGCAGUUCCCAGAGCUCGUUUGACAUGUACCAUCUAUCCAGGGAGGGGGAGGCCCGUGAACUUAGACUCCCUGCAGUGCCCAGUGUCCAUGGAACGUUCCAGGCCGACUUCCCUCUGGCCCAUGGAGGGACCUACAGAUGCUUCGGCUCUUUCCGUGCCCCAUCCUUCGAGUGGUCAGACCUGAGUGACCCACUGCCCGUUUCUGUCACAGGUUCUUGGCACCUUUGUCAAAGUCCAUCAGAUGGGCUGGGCACAGUGGUUCACACCUGCAAUUCCAGCACUUUGGGAGGCCGAGGGAACCCUUCAAAUGGUUGGCCUUCACCCGCUGAACCAAGUUCCAAAACUGGUAUCCCCAGACACCUGCAUGUUCUGAUUGGGACCUCAGUGGUCAUGAUCCUCUUCACCAUCCUCUUCUUCUUUCUCCUGCAUCGCUGGUGCUCCAAUGAAAAGGAUGCUGCUGUAAUGGACCAAGAGCCUGCAGUGGAAAGAACAGUGAAUCCGGAGGACUCUGAUGAACAAGACCCUCAGGAGGUGACAUACGCACAGUUGGAUCACUGCGUUUUCACACAGGGAAAAAUCACUCGCCCUUCUCAGAGGUCCAAGAGACCCCCAACAGAUACCAGCGUGUACAUAGAGCUUCCAGAUGCUGAGUCCAGAUCUAAAGUUGACCACAGUCAGGCCUUGAGGGGGUCCUCCAGGGAGACAACAGCCCUGUCUCAAACCCAGCUUGCCGGUUCCAAUGUACCAGCCGCAGGAAUCCGAAGGUGUGAGUCUACAUCUUAGGGCGUCGCUCUUCCUCACACCGCGAAUCUGAACGUGCCUCUCUCUCGCUUACAAAUGUCUAAGGUCCCCACUGCCUGCUGCAGAGAAAACACACUCCUUUGCUUAGCCCACAAUUCUCCAUUUCACUUGACCCCUGUCCACCUCUCCAACCUACUGGCUUACUUCCUAGUCCUACUGGAGGCUGCAGUCACACUGAGGAACUCACAAUUCCAAACAUACGAGAGGCUCCCUCUUAACACGGCACUUAGACAUGUG